Molecule: messenger RNA, 4850 nt
Organism: Boleophthalmus pectinirostris (great blue-spotted mudskipper)
Lineage: Eukaryota; Metazoa; Chordata; Actinopteri; Gobiiformes; Gobiidae
Product: oxysterol-binding protein-related protein 7-like
Exons: 25
Coding region: 355-3090 (911 amino acids)
Cellular component (GO): cytosol; plasma membrane; intracellular membrane-bounded organelle
Molecular function (GO): cholesterol binding
Source: RefSeq, a predicted model, not a curated record
CUGUGGCGAGCACGAGCACGAGCACGAGCAGCAGCGGCGGCACGCGCUCCUCCAGCAGCAGGUGUCCUCGUGCGACGGCGCCACGAGCUCCGCACAGUGUGUCCUGUUGGAAAAGCUGAAGUGCCGAUCACAAACGCAGAGCUCGGCAGAUGAUCCGUGCUGCACUUCACGUCCGUUCAGGUGCUUUGUCCGGAGGAAGAGGAGCAGGGGGAGAGCAGAGUCCAGAGAAACCAGGGCAGGGCUGGAGACGUGAGGCUGGACUGAUACUCACAACGACCCGACACUUGUACCGAAACCUUGUGAGUGAGAUGACAAAGUCGCCCGUCUGAUCGGACACACACACACAGGACAAACAUGGACCCGCAGGUGUGCCCGCCCCCCCUCAACAGCAGCCAGUCGCUGAUCCUGGGGCUGGACCGUUCGCCCGCCCACACGUAUAAACCCGGACACUCACGGAACAGCAGCACCGGCUCCUCCAAGCACUCCAAACAGUCUCGUAACUGGGAGGUGAUGGACGACAUGCAGCACGUGGACAUGAUCGCCGGAUCCUCCAUGGACCUGAGCAUCCCGGGAAUCUGUGAGGGCUUCCUGAUGAAGAGGAGGAAGUACCCGCUCAAGGGCUGGCACAAGAGAUACUUCCUGUUGGAGAAAGGCAACCUGAAAUACUCAAAGACGCAGCAGGACAUCAUGAGGGGGAAGCUUCACGGAGCUCUGGACGUCAGCCUCGCCGUCAUGUCCGUCAACAAGAAGUCCAAACGCAUCGACCUGGACGCAGGAGACAACAUCUACCACCUCAAGGCCAAGAGCAACGACGUCUUCUACAUCUGGCUGACCAAGCUCUGCGCUCACCGGAUCUUCAAGAAGAACGAGGCCAUGAGCGUGCACCGGGGCGUCCUCCACGCUCUGUCCCUGGGCCAGAGCUCCCUGCCCCCCAUGUCCGGCCUCGCCCAGCCCCGACGCUCCACGCCUCCGCACUACGCCAGCUCAGCGUCCGUGUACCAGGCGGAGAUGAGCAGCCCGGCCCCCAGAGCCGCUCCUCACCCCGGGGUCAACAACAAAGUGUCCGCCUGGCUCCAGCAGACGCAGGACAUCGACGCCACCUCCAACGAGCUGGCUCGGUGUCAGGCCGAGCUCACGGAGAUGGCUCAGCUGAUCCAGAGGCUGCACUGGCUGGAGGGAGGACUGCCCAUCACCAGCACCGACCUGGAGCUCAGGAUCAGCAUGCAGAACUUGACUCUGGAGAAGCCCAAGAAGAAGAUGAGCAAAGGCUUCGGUCACUCCAGGACACUGUCACGAGUCGAGGCCAUGGGGGAGAUGUAUCCCACAGGCACUCUGGGCAGCAGUAACAGCGCUCUGGGUGCCUCUGUGCCCUCUCUCCCGGGGUAUCUCUACUCCCAACUGUCCAAGCCCCAGGUCAGCUCUCCAGAGGCCCAGAAACUGCACACCGAGAUCUGCGCCGCAUCUCAGAGAGUGCACGCGUCUCUGCGCUCCGUCCACGAGGUCCUGACCCUGGAGAGAGAGCGGCUCAGACAGGCCUGGACCGGACCGGACCUCAGGCAGAACACGUCCCACCAGCUCGCCACACUCUGCAGUACUCUCUCCGAGUUUGACAUUCAGUCGCGCCUGACCAAAGUCCACUCGUUCUCCCUGUCCUCUGACUCCUCGGACGAAUCCUUCUGUACCGUCCAGCAGACGCCGUCCCUGCACAGCCAGCGCCCGCCCUCCGUGGCCGAGUCGCUGGCCGAAUAUUACGACGCCAGCGAGGUGAUCAUCUGCGAGAGCUCGUCCGAGGCCGAGCAGUCGGACGAGAGCGGACUGAGCGACAUCACCACCACCAGCACGUCCGAGCCCGAGGAGGGACACUCUGCUGCCACGCUCAACUACAGGGACAGUCUGCACAACGCUCCAGACAAACGGCUCGUGCGCUCUGACACCGGCCGCCGCACCGCCCUGCCCGCCCACUGCACCGACAACAGCCACAUCGGCGUCAUGUCCAUCCUCUACAACAACAUCGGCAAAGACCUGUCCCGCGUGUCCAUGCCCGUGGCCCUGAACGAGCCGCUGUGCCUCCUGCAGAGAGUCAGCGAGGAGCUGGAGUACUCCGAGCUCCUGGACACCGCCAACCACACCGACGACCCCUACAUCAGGAUGGUGUAUGUGGCUGCCUUCUCCAUCUCCGGUUACGCCUGGGCCUCCUGGAGGAACCGGUACAAGCCCUUUAACCCCGUGCUGGGAGAGACGUACGAGAGCGUGAGGGAGGACCGAGGAUUCCGCUACGUCAGCGAGCAGGUGAGCCACCACCCGCCCAUCUCUGCCUGCCACGCAGAGUCUGAGAACUUCACCUUCUGGCAGGAUCAGAGAUGGAAGAACAAGUUCUGGGGAAAGUCUCUGGAGAUCAUCUCGUCUGGUCCAGUCAACGUCACUCUGCCCAGGUACAACGAUCACUACGAGUGGAACAAAGUGGUGACGUGCAUCCACAACGUGCUGACUCAGAACCGCACUCUGGAGCACUACGGAGACGUGCUCAUCAUCAACAAGAACAGCGACGUGUGCACGUGCAAGAUCUCCUUUGUCAAAGCGCGCUACUGGAGCUCGACCAGCGCGAAGAACGAGGUGCACGGGGAGGUGCUGAACCGCUCGGGGGAGGUGGUGCACCGCUUCGGAGGCUUCUGGCACGAGGGCAUCUUCUGUGACACUCUGCCAGAGCCCAAGUGCAUCUGGAAGCCAAACGAGCAGCCGGAGGAUUAUUUCCAGUUCUACGGCUUCUCCAGAUACGCCCGAGAACUCAACGAACUCACACCUCAGCUGCAGAAGGUGCUGCCCCCUACGGACACGCGCUACCGCCCCGACCAGAGGCUGCUGGAGGAGGGCAAAGUGACAGAAGCAGAUAAGAAGAAGGACGAGGUGGAGCAGAAGCAGAGAGAUCGCAGGAAGGAGCUGACCAAGAGGAACCAGGAGCACCAGCCACGAUUCUUCUAUAAAACGGUGGACGAGAGCGGGCGCGAGGUCUGGCUCUACAACAACACGUACUGGACGAUCCGCGACAACCCGGGUUUCGCCGCCACCGAGAACCUGGACCUGUGGUGUUAGACCCCGACCGGGACCGCGGACGCCGGGCACCCGUGAGCGCCCCCUACGCCUCAGGGGGAGAGAGGUGCUGCUCGGGCGGAGACCAUGAAAGACUGAAGAAGAAAGAAAACUGGAUGUCUCCGCCGCCGUAACCUCCCGAAACUCCAAAAACAAACUCUCCGGAGCGUUUAAAAGAACCGACGCAAAGUCGAGAUUUUGUAUUGUACUUCUUUUUUUGGGUAAAGAAGCACUAUGGAACUUUUCUUUAGAGGAUCACCUGCUGCCCGCUUGUCUCCAUGGAGAUGCAGUUGCCCGUAAUGUUCCACAGUACGGCAUUAAAUAUCCAACAUACUGUAUUUUUAUUCAAUACGAAAGGUUUUUCUUGUUCAAAAACGCCUUUAAAAACUUGGUGAGAACAGCCAGCUCUCCACAGACCUGACUCAUAACCUGUGCAAAAGACACCAUAAAGCCGUCUCUUUGUCCAGAAUGUUCCACAGUACGGCUUUAAAUAUCCAACAUGCUGUAUUUUUAAUCAGUUCUAGAUGUUUUUCUCAUUCAAAAACACCUUGAAAAACUUGGUUACUAGACUCUCCUCUCCACAAACCCGACUUGUAACUCGGCUUUAUAGUGUCUUUUUGGAAUCGACCGCUGUGUGAUUGUCUCCAUGACGAUGCAAUUGCCUGGAAUGUUCCACAGUACGGCAUUACAUAUCCAACUUACCGUAUUUUUUAUUCAAUACGAGAGGUUUUUUAUCGUUCAAAAACACCUUGAAAAACUUGGUUACCGGGGCUGCCUCUCCACAGACCUGGCUUGUAACACAGCUUUAUAGUGUCUCUUUGGGAUUGUUUUCUGUGCAGUUGUCUCCAUGGCGAUGCAUUUGCCCGUAAUGUUCCACAGUACAGCAUUACUUAUCCAACAUUCUGUAUUUUUAUUCAAUUCUAGACGUUUUUCUCGUUCACAAACACCUUGAAAAAUUUGGCUACGCGGGUCUCCUCUGCACAGACGUGACUUGUAACACGGCUUUAUAGUGUCUAAUUGGGAUCUUUUUCUGGGUGGUUGUCUCCAUGGCGAUGCAGUUUGUCCGUAAUGCUCCACAGUACGGCAUUAAAUAUCCAUCUUACCGUAUUUUUUUAUUCAAUUCUAGAUGUUUUCUCUCGUUCAAAAACACCUUGAAAAACUUGGUUACUGGGCUCUCCUCUCCACAAACCCGACUUGUAACUCGGCUUUAUGGUGUCUCUUGCACGUCUCCUUGGAAAUAAGUUUAAUGCUGUACUGCGGGACAUUCCAGACCGAGCAGUAACACGCCUAUAACCUCGCGGAGUCACUUUUUGUACGUAUAAAAAUCCAUAAAUUGAAUCAGUUUUUCACACUUUGAGACGCUCCUGAAGCCUUUACCGUCGCCGUGGAGACGAGCAGGCGGCGUUACCCAAUGACAGAAAAGUUCCACGGUGCGGCUUUAAGCGUAGAGGUGGAUUUGCACUGGCCACGGCUGAGACCAGUGGCGUUCCUGUACAGAUUAUUUAUUGUGUAUAUGGAUCAUGUACUUGUACUCGUCGUCUUUGUAUCGUUGUAUUUUUUCAUGUGAGCUCGGAAAAAGGUCGGGACUCUUUUUUUUUUUUUUGUUGAUGCGAUGAAGUAUUUUUUAUGGAUGUUUCAACAAAGGAUUUUAGUGAAAAGAGACUGUAAAAGUAAAAGUGAACGCGCUGUCUUUUCUUAUACAUGUUUUGUUUUGAAUAAAAUGUUUGGUUGAUCAGAAAACGGCUGCUGACCGUGUGGGUUUU